AGGGCCGUUGGUGGGCAGCGCGAGCGGGGCGGAGUCAGUCAGGCAGACCGGCCCGAGCUGGUGGCGCGCGUGACGCCCGCGCGUUCGAUUUGAAUCUCGAGCGGCGGCGGCGCAGUCACGGUGGAGGAGAGAGAGCGCGAGGGAGGAGGGUUCGUCUUGCACCGACUUCCAUCCGUGCAGGAGAGCAUUUACAAAGUCAACGAAUCAGAGGAGCGUGAGGAAGAGCUGCGCUGUGAUCUAUCAGUGACUUGUACCUUGCUUUAGCCCCGACACCCCCAGCCGGAACCGUGUCUUGUUUCUGGUCAUCACAUCUCCGCACCCUCCCUUUUGCUACCCUCCCCAAAACCCUCCUGGUCAUUCCGGCCCAGGACUUCAGUACAUCCUUGUGCUUUCAAGAGUUAAAACAGCAGAAUGAAUAAAUCAGACUCCCAAGUAACUGAAGGGGGACUCAACGUCACUCUUACUAUCCGUCUACUAAUGCAUGGAAAGGAAGUUGGAAGCAUCAUUGGAAAGAAAGGGGAGACGGUGAAAAAGAUGAGGGAGGAGAGUUGUGCAAGAAUCAACAUUUCAGAGGGAUCCUGUCCAGAGCGCAUUGUAACAAUAACAGGCCCAACAGAUGCCAUUUUUAAGGCCUUUUCGAUGAUAGCAAACAAAUUUGAAGAGGACAUAAGUGCUUCAAUGACAAACAGUACAGUGGCAAGCAAACCACCUGUGACAUUACGCCUGGUUGUUCCAGCAAGUCAAUGUGGCUCACUCAUUGGGAAAGGAGGUUCAAAAAUCAAAGAAAUACGUGAGACCACAGGAGCCCAGGUACAGGUAGCAGGUGAUAUGCUUCCAAACUCCACAGAACGAGCAGUUACUAUUUCUGGCACACCAGACGCCAUCAUUCUAUGUGUUAAACAGAUCUGUGUGGUGAUGCUAGAGUCCCCACCCAAGGGCGCCACAAUUCCCUAUCGCCCAAAGCCUGCCUCUGCACCCGUCAUUUUUGCAGGUGGCCAGGUAAGAGCAGACAACAUUUUGGCUUCUGCAGGAAACCACAGCAUCUUGGCCCACCAUCAGCCAGCACCUGCAUAUGCAGUUCAGGGACAGUUUGCAAUUCCUCAUCCAGACUUGACCAAGCUUCACCAGUUGGCUAUGCAACAUACCCCUUUUACUCCCCUUGGGCAGACUACCCCCGGUUUCCCUGGAUUAGAUGCAACAGGUCAGACCAGUUCCCAUGAACUUACUAUUCCAAAUGAUUUAAUUGGAUGCAUUAUUGGCAGACAAGGAACCAAAAUAAAUGAAAUUAGACAGAUGUCUGGAGCACAAAUCAAAAUUGCGAAUGCCAUUGAAGGUUCCACAGAGCGACAGAUUACCAUCACAGGAUCCCCUGCCAACAUUAGCCUGGCACAAUAUCUCAUAAAUGCAAGCUUAGAGAUGGCUAAAGUCAGCGCUCAGACUGCUUCCAUCACCAACCCUGUUGAGCUGAACAUGAACCUCUCUCAGUCUGCUACCCCUACCUCCACCCCCAUCUCUGUGGCUGUUUUGGCAGCAGCAGCAGCUGCCUCUGUGGUUGAUGUGGACUCCCUUUCCCCUUUACCAACGCCCCACUAUUCUGUCUCCAACCUGCUUGGCAUGAACACUGUCCCAUUUUUGUCGCUUAAUGCCACAGCUGCUGCAGGGACCACAGAGGACAUAACUGCUUACAGUCCCAAAAUUACAUCGGUGAAAUCUGACCGGCAGAAGUUUGCUCCAUAUUGAGCGAUGUGAAUGUAGUUUUGUUGUUCUCUGCCAAGAUCAUGUGGUAGAAGAUAAAUGCUUAGCAAACAUUUUAAACUUUAUUCAUUUUUAAUGUAAUUGUUAACUCAAAAUUGUCUUUCAUCUUCCACUACUAUUAACAAGGUAAUGCAACUUGUUCCAACAGCUUCUGACCUAUUUUAUAAAAUAUUUUCCAACAAUUUAUGAAGAUUUAAUAAAUUAGGAAAAGAUUUAAUAGG
Molecule: messenger RNA, 1976 nt
Organism: Amblyraja radiata (thorny skate)
Lineage: Eukaryota; Metazoa; Chordata; Chondrichthyes; Rajiformes; Rajidae
Product: poly(rC)-binding protein 3
Exons: 13
Coding region: 412-1740 (442 amino acids)
Molecular function (GO): RNA binding
Source: RefSeq, a predicted model, not a curated record